GUUCUACAACUUUAUGCUUCACAGCCCUUCAUAAAAAUGAGCACGAAAGCAUUACGUCACUUACUCUUGUCAUAAUUUCUGUAGCGUAUCUCUAUUGUGGUUAACACCGAUUCUCUCCGUUUAAUAUUUAGCUAAACAUUGGAGUAGCACAUUUGGAAUUCUAAAAUUAAAUUAUAUAACUCAAAUUUAACAUAUUUCGCGAAACUGCAUACUCUUCUAAGCGAGUGCAAGUGUUUGAAAGGUUCAGUACUCUGUGGAGCAGCACGUUUUGUUGCAGAAGGCAAUGAAUUAAUGUGUCCUGGAGCAUAUCAUAGGAGAUUUACGGGAUCAUGGUGUGUGGAGUGCAAUCGUAUUUGGGCAACAUGGAAACCACCUUCAGCAAAUGUUUCGAUCAGAGGCCUGCAAUAGCACUUGUUUUCGCGCUGUGCAGAGUUCGCUUGCAAGUCCCUGGCUAAACCUACGUAGAGCAACAAUGUAUAUUUAGUUAGAAAGUUUCGGAACAUAUACCUCGAAUGUGUCGCAACUCUCAGGACUCCUACAAAGUUGACGUGCCUUGUCUGUCCAUAGCUUGCUGUUUCCCAUCGGCAGUGUGAAACAGGAUGGAUCAAAUGCACAAUUGGCAUAAUAAAUUUCACUCAUGCUCACCGAGAGCCGCGCAAGCGACCACAUACAACAAUCAACGGAGAGGCGAAGGCAUCGAAGCUGUAUACUCGCACUCCGGCGGCGCACAUGUGCCAUAAAUAACAAUGGAAAGCCGAGUGGGCAAGGCGUCUGCGAAGCGGCGCCCUAUAGAGCACUGUACGGUAGAAUAUAGGCAGAAGAAAAUUUGGAAAGAGAUCGAUGGAGCCGUGGUUGCUACUGGCACAGGUAACUAAUACAGAUAGAUGUUUUAUUGAAGAGGGAGAAGAUGAAAGAGACAUGUGCAAAAUCCUAGACUGCAGUAUAUGCAGCAAAGCCGGAUUAGUUCCAGCAGGCAAGGUGACUAUUUGUCGCCCGUUUCAAAGAGGACGUCAAUAGAAAAAUUAAAUAAAUAAAUAACAAUAAUACACGCUGAAUGGUUUGAAUUCUGCAAUUGCAACAUAUUCCCUAAAUGUGUUAAUUAGAGUGGUAACUAGUGAAUAAUAAAUAAUUAGCUAAUUAUUGAGCAACCCUCACGCGUUCACUAAUGUAAGGCGCCAAUAUUAAUGUGUUCCAGAAAAAAGUAUUUCCCCUGUGAACGCUUCAAGAUAACUACGUAUAUUGUUUGUGCCAUUUUGUAUUUUGAACACCUUCGUUAUAUGAGGAUAUAUUACUUACAUUCAGCAAUCAAAGGGAAAAAAUUGUCAUGCGCCCGACGUCGCAAAGGAAACUCGUACAGAUCUCCCAGAAAGAAAGCUUCGCAGUCGAAGAAAAAAAUCGUCCUUGUCCGAGAUAUAUUUAGCAAAGAUCUCGGUUACGCAGUUACUCUCCGCUAUACCUUACGGAGCACCUGUAGCUGUGCUAAAUCGUUUGCAACUCAACUUGUUGUGACCACUUCCUUCUCUUUUAUGUGUUUUGAAACUUGAUCUGCCAGUCUGUACACAAGCUGAGACUGAUUUGCUGAAUAGUAAAAAUAAAUUAAUUUUGUUUUGCAGGCGACUUCCCAUCACGAUAUUAGUUGUUCGAACACACAUUGACCGUCGGGUAGGAACUGCUCCCGUGGUUGGUACCUUGGUCGACAAGUUUGAAGGUUCACGUGGCAAGUCCAUGAACGUGCCUACAUUGACCAGUGCCAUCUCAAGCCUCAAGGCUGCCAAUAUUACGGGAUACGUGAAAGUGCUGUUGUCUUUCACGAUGAUUGUUGGACAUUUCCACCUGAACCAAAGCUUCAGUCUGCCCUCUCGGCCUUCCAGUACCUGGGAAGCCAUGUCGUGGACCAUGGAUGGUUUUCAGAAGACAUGCAAGAACAACGCGACUUUUGACGUCGUUGGAGAGGGUACUCUGCGAUACGAGGGAAUAAAGGGCACGGAAGUCUUCUGUUUUGAAGACAGCUUUACCAUCACGGAGAAGGCGAGGCUAGUGAACUUCGACUACAAGCUAAUGCGAAGCUGGGCCGUCUUCGACGCGGAAUUUGAAGACUACAAGAACGUUUGCGGCAAAGGAGCUUUUCAGAGAAUCUCCGAACUGAAACAAUUUCUUGAAAAAUUUUCUUCGUAGUCUCUCGGCCUACGAAAUCGAAGGUAUACAUAAUGUCACAGCAUGAAGUCUACAGCUGAGAAAGGCAUGCGCGUAUGUUUGGGCCUUCGCGAAGGGCGAAGCUAUAUGUGCGCCUUGUUUCAUGUUCGGUCGCGUUUGUUGCUGAAAAAUUGUUGAAGUAACGAUACUUUAGUAAAUGGCUUUGGCUAAUAAAUACCUAUGUAGGU
Dermacentor andersoni is the source of this 2381-nucleotide messenger RNA. RefSeq lists its product as uncharacterized. The record is from RefSeq and is a predicted model, not a curated record. NCBI's taxonomy places the organism in Eukaryota, Metazoa, Arthropoda, Arachnida, Ixodida, Ixodidae.